UCACAAUACUCCUCCAGCGCAGAGUGACACCGGGCCGGUGUGAUCAUCCGUCGAGGUAGCGACCAUGCCGACUGUCAGCGUUAAACGAGAUCUCCUUUUCCAAGCUCUUGGAAGAACAUUUACUGAUGAAGAAUUUGACGAGCUAUGUUUCGAAUUCGGCCUUGAGUUGGACGAGAUUACAUCAGAGAAAGAUAUAAUCAGCCGUGAACAGGGGGACCAGAAGGCUUCAGAAGCUUCAGAUGUGGUUCUCUAUAAGAUUGAUGUGCCUGCUAACCGCUAUGACCUCCUCUGUUUGGAAGGCUUGGUCAGAGGCCUGCAGGUCUUCAAAGACAAAAUGGAGGCCCCACGCUACAGUCGUGUAAAUCCUCUGAAUGGUGAUCCACAAAGGCUGAUCAUAACUGGAGAGACAGCGUCUGUGAGACCCCAUGCUGUGGCUGCAGUCUUGCGCAACAUCACCUUCACACCGGAGCGCUAUGACAGUUUCAUCGAACUUCAGGAAAAACUGCAUCAAAACAUCUGCAGAAGAAGGACAUUGGUUGCGAUAGGAACCCAUGACCUGGACACCAUCUCAGGGCCGUUCACCUAUACAGCCAAAGCACCCGAUGACAUCCGCUUCAAGCCGCUCAAUCAGAAUCAGGAAUAUAGUGCCACCCAGCUCAUGGGCUUCUACAAGACAGACAGCCACCUACGGCACUACCUGCACAUCAUUGAGGAUGAGCCGCUCUACCCGGUCAUUUACGACAGCAACGGGAUCGUGCUGUCCAUGCCGCCCAUCAUCAACGGCGAUCACAGCAAAAUCUCCGUUAACACGAAGAACGUUUUUAUCGAGUGUACUGCCACAGACCUAACUAAGGCAAAGAUUGUUUUGGAUAUGAUUGUAACCAUGUUCAGUGAACAUUGCGACCAGCCAUUCACAGUUGAGGAGGCAGAGGUGGUCUAUCCAGAUGGCAGGAUGGUCACCUAUCCUGAGCUGGCUUAUAGGACAGAAACACUUUCAGCAGACUACAUCAACAGCAAAGUCGGCAUUAAUGAGACAGCAGAAAGCAUAGCUCAACUUUUAACCAGGAUGUGUUUGAAGUCAGAGGUCACUAGCGAUGGUGCUGAGAUCCAAGUUGAGAUCCCGCCCACUCGAUCUGAUGUCAUCCAUGCCUGUGACAUCAUGGAGGAUGCUGCAAUGGCGUAUGGUUUUAACAACAUCACAAGGACAACGCCACGCACAUAUACUGUAGCCAAUCAGUUCCCUCUCAACAAGCUGACAGAGCUGUUGAGAUUAGACCUAGCAACAGCUGGAUUUACAGAAGCUCUAACCUUUGCACUGUGCUCUCAGGAGGACAUAGCUGAUAAACUGCAAAAGAACCUCAAAGACACGAAAGCUGUACACAUAUCCAACCCAAAAACUGCAGAGUUUCAGGUGGCACGGACCACGCUGCUUCCUGGGCUCCUGAAGACUCUAGCUGCCAACAGGAAGAUGCCCCUUCCCCUCAAACUGUUUGAGAUCUCAGACGUGGUACUGAGGGACGAAAGCACUGAUGUAGGUGCUCGGAACAGUAGGCGUCUGUGUGCGGUGUAUUACAACAAAACUCCAGGCUUUGAGGUGAUCCAUGGCCUUCUAGACAGAGUCAUGCAACUGCUAGAGGUCAAACCAGGGCGUAACCAUGGUUACUACAUCCAGGCAGCAGAAGAUUCCACCUACUUUCCCGGCCGCUGUGCGGAAAUCUUUUCUCACGGUAAAAGCAUCGGACGCCUCGGGGUCCUUCACCCUGAUGUCAUCAACAGCUUUGAGCUCACCAUGCCCUGCUCUGCCCUUGACAUUGAUAUUGAGCCCUUCCUGUGACCUUGUAGCUUAAGCCAUUCCCGCAUAAGUAACUAUGCCUGCCAGCUACACUCAUAAAUGAUCAUUAUUGGCUCCUGGUGGUUACACCCCCUUUAAACCCACACGAAUCAGGAGGCAGUGGGCGGAGUCUGCAUUCUGUUCUAUGUUGAAAUUGUGCAGAACAUCACUGUUUCAAUAAGGCCCCUUUAUAGACAGUCCAACUGAAUGCAUAUUUAAUCAUUUGUAUACAGCAGGUUUGUGUUUAUGUACAAUACAUGGAAUUACGUCUCACAUAAAAUAAAUAUAGAUGAAAACAGCCAGAUGUUGGUCUUUGGUUACUAGACUGUUGAAAUUGUUCUUAAAGAAACGUCUUUGUCAACUGAAUCUGAUUCCCUUUAUUUGAGAACUAUACUGGACAUAAAGAACAUGACUUUUA
Molecule: messenger RNA, 2249 nt
Organism: Electrophorus electricus (electric eel)
Lineage: Eukaryota; Metazoa; Chordata; Actinopteri; Gymnotiformes; Gymnotidae
Gene: farsb
Product: phenylalanyl-tRNA synthetase subunit beta
Biological process (GO): phenylalanyl-tRNA aminoacylation
Cellular component (GO): cytoplasm; phenylalanine-tRNA ligase complex
Molecular function (GO): ATP binding; phenylalanine-tRNA ligase activity; magnesium ion binding
Source: RefSeq, a predicted model, not a curated record